Molecule: messenger RNA, 4434 nt
Organism: Ooceraea biroi (clonal raider ant)
Lineage: Eukaryota; Metazoa; Arthropoda; Insecta; Hymenoptera; Formicidae
Molecular function (GO): nucleic acid binding
Source: RefSeq, a predicted model, not a curated record
AUGUCACCUGAAGAUACCUGGAGUUAUUUCCUCAUGCACUUCAUUUCUCGGCGGCUGGAUCGUGAAACUCUUGAAGCGUGGGAGAUCCACCUUAGAAAUGCAACUGAUCCCGCAUCCUUCGAUCAACUUGAGAAGUUUCUCGACGGACGCAUUCGUGCACUGGAACUCAGCGGACCUCAACCUGCCACUCGCUCGAAGCAGGCGCAAUCGGCGAAAUCUUCAUCAUCGACUUCGAAAUCAAAACCAGCGCGUUCUCACGUCGCGUCCGUGAAGGCGACGACCUGUUCGUGCUGCAGUGCUUCGCAUUUCAUCGCCUCGUGCCCGGACUUCGCUCGCAAAUCUCUUUCUGAGCGCCGCGACUUCGUUCGCUCCAAACGGUUGUGUUUCAAUUGUCUCGGCGAACAUCUUCUAACCGAUUGUCGCACAGCGAAGCGCUGCCGCACUUGUAACGAGCGACAUCACACGCUUAUUCAUCCGGACCGCUCGCUAUCGUCAUCAUCAGAGCUGCCUCCUUCUGCGGCACCUCCGCCAUCCAACUCAACGCAGUCUAACGCUUCGCUCACUCGCUUCAGUACUCAGAGGCCUCCAUCAGCGUUCUCUUCAGCAGCGACUGCACUCUUGCAUUGCGCAACCUCGGCCAACGAAGCCAGCAGGCCGAUAACUCUUCUCGCCACCGCACUCGUGAAUCUCGAAGCUGCCUCCGGUCAGGUCGUCAAGGCUCGGGCUCUCCUUGAUCAAGGAUCCGAGCUCUCUUUUAUCGGCGAAUCUCUUGCGCAAUCGCUUCGCCUUCCGCGCCGAAACGCUACCGUUUCUGUACUCGGAAUCGGGUCGCAACGCGCCGGAUCAACUCGCGGUGCCGUGGUUUUCACCUUAUAUUCGCGCACGGAUCCGUCCUUCAAGUGCCCUGUGACCGCGUACAUUUUACCGAGAUUAACCAGGCUCAUACCCGUCUCGCCAGUGAACACAACCUCGUGGUCGCAUCUCCACGGCAUCGAUCUCGCUGAUCCGGAUUACGCAACGCCCGGUCGUGUGGACAUUAUUCUCGGUGCUGACACCUACGGGAUAUUCGUCCGCGAUUCGGUGCGUCGAGGAUCACCGGACGUUCCCGUGGCUCAAUCAACCUCGCUUGGCUGGAUCGUAUCCGGACCAGCUCCAGACUCUCGCGCAAUCAUUUCGAGCUCGUUUAGCUCCGUUACUGCUGCCGUGGAUCAUGAACUUCACGAGUUGCUAGCACGAUUUUGGCAUCAAGAAGAAAUCAAACCAUCCAUCGAAUCUCGUCGCACGCCUGCAGAAGAAGAGUGCGAAGCUCAUUUCGCAUCAACGCAUUCGCGAACCCCGUGCGGUCGGUACGUGGUCCGACUGCCUUUCCAUUCAUCGCCGAAUACACUCGGUGACUCUCGUGCUGCCGCCGUCAGAAUGCUGCAAAAGGUUCAACGCCGUAUCGCCUCCGACGCGACCUUCGGCAAGCUCUAUGCCGACUUCCUCAGGGAGUACGAGUCGCUAGGACACAUGGUUCGCGCGCCUCCAGCUACAAAAUCUGCGGCUUAUCUGCCGCACCACGGCGUUCUCCGCGAAAGCAGCACCACGACGAAACUCCGCGUCGUCUUCAACGGCUCGCUGCCGACAACGACAGGCAAGUCGCUCAACGAUUGUCUACACAUCGGGCCGAAAUUGCAGCGCGAUCUCUCUGAUGUGCUCAUGCGGUGGCGUCGCCACGCAUACGUCUUCCUCGCCGAUGUUGAGAAGAUGUUUCGGCAAAUUCUCGUGCACCCGGACGACCGGGAUCAUCAGCGCAUCUUGUGGAGCGAAAGUGGAGAUCCUAGUGAAUUUCUUUUGUGCACCGUCGCUUUCGGCCUUGCGUGCUCCCCAUUCAUAGCGCUCAAGGUGUUCCUCCAGCUCGCUUCUGACGAGGGAGAUCGCUUCCCACUGGCUGCCGACGUCGUGAGAUCUGAUAUGUACGUCGACGACGUACUCUCCGGCGGAGAUACGAUCCCGCUAGCAAAGGCCAAAGCUCGCGAGUUAACUCAGCUCUGCAUGGCGGGCGGAUUCCCGCUGCAAAAAUGGAUGGCGAACGAUAGUGCCAUCUUAUCAGAGGUUCCAGCAUCAAAACUCGGCUUCACUCAGUCUCGUACUUUCGAGGAAGACAAUCUCGCUUGCGCCCUCGGACUCGCCUGGAAUCCGUCGUCAGACGCCUUCGAGUUCCAGAUCCAGCUCUCACAGCUACCGCACCCGUUAUCAAAGAGGACAGUUCUCUCUCUAAUUGCAAGGAUGUUCGAUCCCCUCGGCUGGAUCACGCCGAUUACUAUCACCGGGAAAAUUAUUCUCCAGCAGCUCUGGAAAUGCAAGCUUGACUGGGACGAUCCGCUUCCACCGGCGCUCACCCGUAUCUGCUCCAACUUUCAACAGUCUCUCUCCUCCGUCGCUCGCUUGUCAGUGCCGAGAUGGAUUGGUCUUUCGGCCAGUGCGCUCGCUGUGGAAGUCCACGGAUUCUCGGACGCUUCUCAGGAUGCGCUCGGUGCAGUGGUCUACAUCCGCGUAUUCAGCGAGUUAGAUGACGUGCGCGUGACAUUGCUCAUGGCAAAAAGCAAGGUUGCACCUCUCGCGAAGCAGACUAUUCCGCGGCUUGAACUCACAGCGGCCGUUCUUCUUACCCGGUUAGUGGUGCGCGCUCGCUCGACUCUCAACAUCGACGAUGCACCGGUGCAUCUUUGGACGGAUUCAAGCGUGGUGCUCGCUUGGAUCCGUGGGCAUCCGUCUCAAUGGAAGGAGUACGUCGCAAACCGCGUCGCUCUCAUCCAGGAAUUGCUGCCGCACGCCCGUUGGCAUCAUGUUCCCGGAACGGAGAACCCAGCUGAUUGCGCAUCGCGAGGACUUCCGCCGCAGCUCCUAGCCACUCACGAUACGUGGUGGCACGGCCCUGCUUGGCUCGCCCGGCCAUCCACGUCGUGGCCCACGAAGUCACCACCAGUCGAGCAGACCAUCGACCUCGAGAUCCGACCAGCCCGAGCACACGCAUCAACCGCAUCGGUUGAGCCGACAUGGGAGCUCCUCGCCAAAUACUCGUCGCUUCGCCGCCUCGUUCGGAUCACCACGUGGAUACGGCUCUCGGUCGAGAGAUUUCGACAACAGCGCCUCCACUGUGCCGCACCCACGCCUCUCGAUCUCUCCUCCGCCGAGACUUUUUGGAUUAAAGUCACUCAACAAGCUCACUUUCACUCGGAGCUCGAAGCUCUAUCUCGCAAUGCUGAGCUUCCUCGAUCGCAUCCUUUCCUGCGCCUUGCUCCGUUCCUUGACAACUGCGGCAUCCUUCGAGUCGGCGGACGCCUCCGGAACUCGCUUCUCGAACCCGAAGCGAAGCAUCCAGUACUGCUUCCUCGCAACAGCAGACUCUCGACGCUCAUCUUGGAUGACAUCCAUCAACGCACUCUCCACGGCGGGGUUCAAGUUAUGCUCGCCACCCUCAGGCAGCGAUUUUGGAUUCUCGGAGGACGUACUCCCGUCGCUGCCUUCGCCCGACGCUGUGCCCGAUGUGCUCGCUAUCGAGCCUCAACCGUUCGGCAACUCAUGGGGCAACUACCGGCUUGUCGUGUCACACAGGCACGACCCUUUCUCCACACCGGCGUCGACUACGCCGGUCCGUUCACUGUUAAAACGUGGCGCGGUCGCGCCGCCCGAUCGUAUAAAGGAUUUCUCGUCGUUUUCGUUUGUCUCUCCGCUUCCGCCGUCCACUUGGAGCUCGCGACUGAUUAUUCCACGCAAGGAUUCCUCGCUGCCUACCGCCGCUUCACCAGUCGCCGUGGAAUCUGCGCCGUUUUGAGGAGCGAUCGCGGCACGAAUCUAGUCGGGGCCGACGCUGAGCUAAGACGACUCUUCAACUCAGCGUCCAACGAAGCUAUGGAUCUCGCGCAUACUCUCGCCUCCAGCGACACCGAAUGGCGCUUCAAUCCGCCCGGCGCACCGCAUUUCGGCGCUCAAAUCGAGGCCGUCUUAAAUUCUAGACCUCUCUCCCCGCUCUCCGACGAUCCGUCGGAUAUCGAAGCGCUCACACCGGCGCACUUUCUUAUCGGUGAGCCACUCUCGUCACUCCCGGAACCGUCGACGGACGAUAUUCCGCAAGCUCGUCUCUCCCGCUGGCAACUGCUGCAAAAGGUGCGAGACCAAUUCUGGCGCCGCUGGUCAUCGGAGUAUCUCCAACGCCUUCAGGACCUCUCAAAGUGGCAACGCCCGGUUAAAUCACUCGGGGUUGGUUCGCUGGUGUUACUCGCUGACGAGCGAUAUCCACCCUCGCGAUGGCCCCUUGCGCGAGUGACGGAAGUGCAUCCGGGUCAAGAUGGUCUAGUGCGCGUCGCGACAGUGAAAACACAGUCCUCGACGUUGAAACGGCCAAUCGUCAAGCUGUGCCCGCUGCCGAUAGACACUGAUGACUCGAAUUAA